AUGAUUAUUCAUAAAUCGUAUACAAAGUUGGAUGAAAAUGAUAGACAGUUAAAUGAAGAAUUUUCAAAUUUGAAACGAGAAAUACACUUAGCACUAUUUGAUUCAAUUGAUACGCCAAAAUCUAUGGAUCACAUUCGAGAAUUGAUUCGACUCACAAACAUUUAUAUGAAUUCAAUGAAAGUAAUCAAUACAUUAGUAAUUAGAAAUAUAGCAUUGUACAUCACAAAAAUGUUAUCUAUAUUCGGUUUGAUAAAUGAAAAUAAUAGUGGUGAUCAAAUCGGAUUUGGCAAGCCUGUACAGAAUAUAAAUGAAACAAUGACGAUUGAUGUUGAACAAAUUGCAAUGCCAUACGUUGAACAGUUUUCACAUUUUGGUGAUUCGGUUAGAAGACAAGCAGUCUUAUCAAAAAAUAAAGAGAUAUUAACAUGCGAAAAAACGGCGAUUAAGUUUUGUGAUCCAGAAAUAUUACGAAAAGAACGUGAACAAGCAUUAUUAGUUGAAAAAAGAUUAAUUGAACAAUGUUUAUUAGCUGUUGAACAAAAACAAGAAUUUAUUCAGCACGAAGUUAAUAAACGGGAACAUCACUCAAGAACAUUUAAUCUUCGAUUUGUUGGUAUAUCUGAGACUGAUAAUGAUAACCCAGCAAAAACGAUAGUAUCAUUAGCACAAUGUGUUGGAUUAAAUAACCUAACUGAAGUAGAUGUUGAGAUUGCACAUAGAUUAGAUGCUAGAUUUCACUCAAGAGUCAAACGUUGA
Messenger RNA from Didymodactylos carnosus, 756 nucleotides. The record is from the annotation of a GenBank genome assembly. Lineage: Eukaryota; Metazoa; Rotifera; Eurotatoria; Philodinida; Philodinidae.